Molecule: messenger RNA, 1782 nt
Organism: Penicillium olsonii
Lineage: Eukaryota; Fungi; Ascomycota; Eurotiomycetes; Eurotiales; Aspergillaceae
Source: the annotation of a GenBank genome assembly
AUGUGGAGUGCAGGUAAGCCAUAUACAAGGAAGCGCAAGAGAUUCACAAACAGUCUCUCGCCGGGUCGCAACCUGUCAAGCUCUGCGGCCUCAAGUCAACCACGGGGAUCUCAAAUACCCGCUGACUCAGAUGGAGACGCGCCAUUGACCUCGCUGAGCAGGCCUCAACGAGAUGGAGAUGAUCGCGGUGCGCCAAAUGUAUCUAAUCAUGGCGAACCAUCUAUCAAGCAAGAGAGCUAUCGUGGGCGCAGCGAAUACAUCGGCGGUAGCGUCCCGUUUGAUGAAAAUAUGGUCAAACCCGGUCGCGAGACUACAUACACCAACCCCAAGGCAUCGGCGAUCGAUUUGCAGAUGCUCCGUGACCAGAAUGCCUUUGAACUUCCACCGGUGUCUGUUCAGAAGGAAUUGAUGGCUAGUUUCAACACACAUUGCGCGCCUUGGACGCCGGUCGUUGAUCCCAGGUGGGUGGAAGACGGCGCGCCAUCAAUGCUACUCUUGCAGGCAAUAUUCCUCGCCGGUAGCCGGGUGUCCAAAGCGCAUUUGGAUUAUGGAUCCAGUGAGGUGUUCUAUCGGCGAGCAAAGCUGCUUUUCUUCUUUGGCGGAUGUGACGAUCCUCUGAUCUCCAUUGUCGCUGCUUGCCUCUUGCAUUGGUAUAAUCCGGUUGGACCAGAGGACGUCUCGACAGACACGAGUGGCUUUUGGAUUCGAACGGCUGGGGCGAUGGCCUUUCAGAUUGGGCUGCAUAAGGAGCCACCGUCGAACUCCCGUGAUCGGGGCCUAAGGCGAAGGUUGUGGUGGUCUCUAGUGGUGCGUGAUAAUAUUAUUUCCGUUGGUGUUGGCCGACCACGGACCAUCAACCUGCGCGAUAGCGACGUGUUACCACCCUCGCUCAAUGAUUUCCCCGCGAACAACUUCAAAUCCCAGCUUUUCCUUGGGUACUGUACAAUAGCCCGACUUCUAGGUGAUACCGUCGAGUCCCACUUGCGGCAAGAAAUCACCCGUCAACGGCAGACAGAUCUUGAAAAUGCCGUCUACAGAUGGGCGAAACAGGUCAUUCCGAAACUGCAGUCUGCCGUCCCAUCCCAGGAAGAUGCGGUCAUUUGCAAUCUCGAAGUCCAGCAGCUGCUGGUCAUGUACUUUGUGGUUCUCACCAUCCUCCAUCGCUCACCCACACCGGGAGGCUCCCCACCCGCCGCAGCACUAGUUGCAUCAUCCUUCAUCGCCGGUAUCUACGAGGAAUUCCUACUUCGGGACGAGCUCCGCUAUCUCGGACCUGUCUUCGCAUUCUAUCCAUUAUGCGCCGGUCUAUCUCUUCUUUCCAGCAGCCGAUACACACAUCUACAGAGUACAGCCGAGCACGAAUUGACCGUGAUGAAGUUAUGCCUCCAAAAAUUAUCCGAAAGAUGGCUUUCGGCAGUCGGGCCUCUGCGUGCCUUGAACAAAUUGACCGAGAAGGUCCGAGAACAGGGCCCAUUCGAAGGUACGCCACCCAAGCUUGACGCAGAUGCCACUUCAUUCUUUGAAGGAUUUGAAACAAGAUUGUGCAAGCAAUGGCAAGUACUUGGUCAUUCGCUGGAGCCUUUGAGUGCGAACGCUAGUGUUGCGCCGACGUGUAAUUUGGCGGACAUUCAAGACCCAAGUGAUGCCCUUCGGUCUCUGGAUACACCCUCUGCACAACAGGAGUAUGACUUUGCGUCACUUGAUGUUAGUCUAGACCCGUUCAGCAACAACUGGGAAGGGGCUGGGCUUGACUGGAGUAGUGCCUGGCUGCUCAAUGUAUAA